AUGCACAAGUCAUUUGAUGAUAAGAGAAUUGUAAUAUUAAAACCGAAGACAUAAAUUCAUGAUGACAAGAAGAGAUAUAAUAGCGUAGAUCAAGCUAGAUAGCAUCUCAAAGAUGUUAUACAAAAAAGCAAGAUUCAUUAGAAUCAAGCUAGGUAGAGGGAAUUUGAAAUCCUUAAAAAUGAGAUCCUUAGGAGAGACCAUUCUAAGACCAACCACUUAGAUACCUUAAAUGAAUAAUUAUACGAUUCACUUAACAAUUCUAACUCAACGUAAAAAAAUUAGUCUACUCUGAGGAAGUUUAACGGUGGCACUUGUUCUUAUAAAAUGCCUUAGAUUAAAGUCAGUUCUAAUGAGGAGGUAUUCAAUAAUCUCAAGAAAUUAUUGGUUGAUUUGAAAGGAAAUACUGAUCCAACAAAGCUUAUGAAGUUAAAGCAGAAAAGAAAACUUCAAUUGGAUCUAGAAAAUGACUAAUCUUAUUCACUUUUACCCUAAAUUGUACUUGAGGAGAAGAAAAAGGAAAUCUAAGAAAAAGAGUAAAAACAAAUUGAAAAAUCGAUUAACCAAUUCAAAACUCUUAAAGACCUCAAUGAGAGUCUGUUAAAGCUUCCUUUCUACUAAGCCAGAACUUCAAAUAAUUCUCCAACUGGAACGCUUUAGUAUGAUCAAGUGAGUCUGCAGAAGUUCUAUAAGUACAAGGUAGAUUUAAAAGAUAAGGAUGGAUUUUAUGUUAAUGUGAGAACAUGCAACGAUGAAAAAUUAAUCAUAUACUUGGGAGAAGGAGCUUCCUUUGUCAAGAUAAAUGAAAAUUUGGCUUAAUAUAUUGGUGGCUUAAGUGUCAAACCAAAUACUGAGAUUCUAGAGUUUGAGAUUACAUUGAAUUAGGUAACUUGGAAAUCAAUUAAACAGCCAUACUUCAAAGAUAAUUCAUCUUUGGAUUAAUCCUACCUUUUGAAAAGAAAUGGUCACACUUGUAUGUUCUACAGAGAUAAAAUCUUAAUAUUUGGAGGAGAAAAGGGAAAGGAAAUUGGUCCAAGUUUAAGGGAUCUAAUGAAUGAUCUAUUGAUACUUGAUCCAGCAACUAAUGAGAUAUACAGAUAGUUGUAUGAUAGAGCAGCCCUCUAUAACAGAAUGUAUCAUUGCUCUUUUAUUAUUGAUGACUUUCUUUAUAUUUUUGGAGGGCAAACAAAUGGUGGCAAGCCUCUUGAUGAAUUAGUUGAGAUAGAUUUGAAAUCCUAUCAAUUCAAAAAGCUAGAGAUAGUAAAUCCUUCUCUUAUUGGCCCAAUCACUAAUACACAGUGCUGUCCUGUAUUUUAUCCUUCUAGAUAUCUUGGUGAUGGAAGACUUUCAUACAAAAAGAUAUCAUAAUAAGUAAACUGGAGUGAAUCUGAGCAUUACAUAAAGCAAGAAGGAAUUUAUAUGUAUGGAGGAAGGAACAAUGAAAACAUUGCUAACCCCAAUAUUUAUAUAAUGACAAUCACAUUUAACUAGUAAAAUAAGCCCAUAAGAUAAUUCCUUUAGCCUUAAUGCUAAGGUUAAUAUCCACCUGGCCGUUAUAUGCAUUCUAUGGAAUUUUAUCAAGAGGGUAACUUUAUUGUAAUUGCUGGUGGAAGAAAUGAUGCGCUUGAAACCUCUAAAAUAAUCUUGGAUGAUAUUUGGAUUCUGAAGCUAAAUAGCCUCGAAUGGCAAAAAGUCAUUAUUAAUUAAUAUGAUCCAGGCUCUAAACUCAUCAUAGCUGGAGGAAUCGGUAAAGACUUCAAACUACUUAAGGAUUAUUAAGAAAUAGAAUUGGAUUAGAGUAAAAUUAAGAAGAGGUUUCCAACCGUGAAGAAUCAAAGUCUUAUUAAAACUAUUAACAGUGGAGUAAAGAUUAAUUUGCACACUCAAAAUUAAUCAAUCAAAUUCUUCAUGUCAUAAACUAAGAGAGUUACUGAUCUAAAUAUUGAUCUGAUUUGUGAGAAGCUUUCCUUACUAAAUCAAGAUCAGCUUGAGACUGAGUUAGCUAGCAUCUUAAGAGAACCAAAGAGAUAUCUGAUUCACUCCAUAGUGAAAAAUGUACCUAAAGAUGUGAUCUUGGACAUUUUAGCCUAGACCAUUCAAAUCUAAUUCAUAGGUAAUAGUAAUUUGUUUUAACUUAUUUUAGGAGGCAUGCCUGUUGUAGGUGAUGAGUAGAAAAAGAAGUCUGCUGGAGGAGUAUUCUUAACUUUACUUAAAAAGUCAAAUUUGAUAAGUUCUGAUUCUAUGAAAAAGAUAAAAAAUCUUUAGAAGUAGCAGUCUAAAGAGAAAAGGAUUGCUCUGAGAAUGAUUGAUUGUCUUGAUAUUGAUAGAAUUAAGAUAACAAAAGAAUUGCUGGAGUAAAGUAAUCAAUAGAUGAAGGUUGACUCAGAAACUAAAUAAACUGAUAUUUGUUAAAAUUAGGAGUAAAAGCGAGAAAGAUUGAAACUCGAAUGA
This is a messenger RNA of Stylonychia lemnae, 2448 nucleotides long. NCBI's taxonomy places the organism in Eukaryota, Ciliophora, Spirotrichea, Sporadotrichida, Oxytrichidae. The record is from the annotation of a GenBank genome assembly.